AGGGCAGACCAGGGCCAGAACACGUUUUCAUCAUCGUUUCAUUCCAAGUUUGUGAUAUGGUGCAAAGCGAAUUAUGGUGCUUCAGUAUGUCAAGUGUUGCAAGUUAGAAGGACGUAAGCAUGGAAUGUUCAUCGUCAGCAGCUCGGAGGGUCAGUUAUGAAUCAUCAUAGAAUUCAUCAUAGCAUCAGAAUGUCAUCUCUUCACAGAUGACCAGCCAUAACGUGCGAAAGGAUAGGGAUGGCUACAUAGCAGGGAAGUGCGGCAGCGUCGCACGCGACUGUGCUGCGGCGAGCGGCGAAGGUAUAAAGGUCUCAUCCGCUCCGCUUCCGCUUCUUGCACUUUCACAAAAUCGAAGUUUCUCUGUGUGCGAAGACGUCAUCCGUGCGCUGCAACCAAUCCAUCACGUUUCAAGGAGUUACUAGGGUUACCAGAUACUCAAGGUAAACGCAUGGUUGUAUUAGCAAGGCGACUUUUACGAUGUUUCCAAAUAUCCGCCCUUCGACGAGCCCUGAAACUACCUCUGAACUGGUCCUCAGCACUUCUCCGAGUGGCUUUAAUCAUCAUAGUGCUGGAAGCGCCCCUGUGCUUAUAUCGCAUCUACGUGAACAGCGUAGAAGAGUACUUUUAUCAGGUGGAAGAAAACCUCUUCAAAAAUAUCACCAAUGGCUUAAAGUUCGAGGAACAAAGCUGUAAAUUCCCACUGUACGACCCGUUCGACAAGCAAACCAAGCCGUACGUAUUCAAUUAUCCACCUGUCAGUUGCGGCCAACCGCAGCCCUAUCUCACCUACGUUGACGGCGAUGGCUACAUCCACAUCAACUACACGGGAGCGCGUGAGGCUGGCUUGAACAAGCAGGAUUUUCGGUGCACCUACGAAGAAGUUCUUCGCUUUCCAAAUUCAGAUGACGAAGUGACUUUCAGUAGACCGCACCCGAUUCGAGACGGCAAAAAACUGACGGCGGCUUUCGUACGGGCUCGGUGCAAGCGCCGCCGGGGUGGUCGGCUCUUGUACGAAACCUUACACGCGUGGGUGAAACCGCUGUCCGAAGAACAGGAGGCGCGCGUGCUGCCCGCCUCCCCCAAGCGACCCAGCGUGCUUGUGCUGGGCGUAGACAGUAUGUCGCGUCUCAACUUCAUCAGGCAGCUACCUCGAACGCACGCCUUGCUCACCGACGUGUUUGGCGCCACCGUGUUCACGGGAAUGACGAGGGUCGGGCAGAACACGUACGCAAAUUUUAUUCCUAUGUUGACCGGCAUGGCGGCACGGAAAAGGGACGACUUAAAAAUCGUUGUUUGGGAAAAACUGUACGGACCUUUCGAUGAUCUUCCUGCUGUAUGGAAAAAAUUCAGUGAAAACGGAUAUAUAACGAUGUACACAGAGGAUGUACCUAUAUACAUGGCAUUCAACUACAUGGCGUCAGGAUUUAAAAAGCAACCCACCGACUAUUACACGCGGCCUUUCUGGCUAGCGAUGGAAAACAGCAGCGGAUUCGAGUCGUCUGAUGGUCGCUGCUACGGGAACAGUCCGCAGUACGAGUACCUCUUCAACUACACGCGCGAUUUUGUGGAGAAGAUGAGAGACAAGCGCUACUUCGCUUUCAGCUUCGUCACGGGCUAUAGCCACCACUCCAUAAACGAGGUGCAGGUGCUGGACGAGCCGUUCCGCGCCUUUCUCGAGGGGCUCUGGCGAUCCGGUGCGCUGAAGAACACUGUUGUGAUUGUGCUGGGCGACCACGGAAACCGAUUCGACGACUUCCGGGCCACUGUUCUCGGCCGCGUGGAGUCGAACUUGCCUUACUUGGCCAUCACCUUGCCGCCGGCCACACGCGCCGCCAAGCCACAUCUGCAGGAGGGUCUGCAACGCAACAACGCCACCUUCAUUACCUGGUACGACGUGUACGAGCUGCUGUCGGACCUGGCGCUGGACAACCUGCAGGCGACGCCGCGCGUGGUCCGCUUCGGCCAGGUGGGCUGGUCGCUGUUCCGCGGCGUGCCCGCGCGCACGUGUCCGCAGGCCGGCGUGCCGUGGGAGUACUGCGUGUGCGUGCGCGAGGUGGCGCUGCGCGCGGGCGACGCGGCGGCGCGGGCGGCGGGGCGCGCGCUCGUGGCGCACGUGAACGCGCUGCUGGCGGAUCGCGCGCAGCCGGCCGGGCCCUGCGCGCGCCUGGAGCUCGCGCACGUGCUGAGCGCGCAGCUGCUGCUGCCCAGUGCGGCCGUGGCCGGCGCCAAGGGCUUCGCGGCGGCGCUGCGCGUGACGGUGCGCGUGUCGCCGAGCGACGCGCUGCUGGAGGGCCGAGUGGAGCGCGACGCGUGGAACCUCCAGGGCCGCGUGCAGGGCGACGUGGCGCGAAUCAACCAGUACGGCAACCAGUCGCAUUGCCUGACGGACCGCCUUCUGCGCUACUACUGCUACUGCGUCGACCUGUUGCCUCGUCCGGUGCCGCAUGUUCCCUCGCCCUUGCUAUCGCCAUCGACUCUAGCUGUUGACGCCACUUAAUGUUUUGUACUUAGCUGUCGCGAAGUGAAAUUCACACCUAUUGUGAUAUCCGUUCAAUCUAGUAUAUAUUUACUCUCGUAAGAAAAUCUUUUUCUUGUCUUACGUCUUUAAUUUUGGUGACGGUAAUCGUUAUGACAUUACGUGAAAAUACCUAAAUUUUUCUUUGUAUUUGAACAGCGCGCGUAAUUAAAAUAACGAAUUUUUAGGUGAUUUUGUUAAUUGAUUCAGUCCGAGCGUCGCGCAAUAGAUAAAACCCCCGAGGCAUCAAAUCUACGCGUGCGACUGUUCAUAAUUGACUGAUCUCAGUCUGUGAUCUUAUUUUUGAUUUGGCACAAAAGAUAUAGGGAGCCAAAUGAGGUGAAAAGUGCGCCCAAAGUCAGUCCAUAAUAGCGAUACUCGUAUGAACAAUAAAAAAUACGGUCGAUAUUUAAAAAAAUCAACUCUCUAGGGUAAUCUGUUGCAAAGAAGCGAUGAAAAACUCGCUAAAGGAGUACGUAGUUGCGGAGUAGUAGUAAUGCUUUUUUUCUCACCUUUCUUGAUAACUCAGUAUCGAUUCGAAGGACAACUAUUCAAUUGAAGGCUGAACAGACACGUUUUCUCAACUAAACUAGACUUCUGAAAUGUUCUAGUAUGAGGGAUAAAUACAGUUGAAGUUCAGUAAGUAAUUACAUAAAUUGCAUAACAAUUGGCUGGUCACUAGCCAAAGUGUUAAUGACUGAAACCAUUAACUUCGUAGAUCAGCUGAUUAGCAAAACAGUUCUUGGCAUUAAUAAGGUAUGUUAACAGAAAUUAAACUGCUAUGAAUCAAAGUAAAACAACGGAUGCACUCAAAGCAUUAAGUAUUUGGAUAUGCUGAAUGUCAACAGCUGUGGACAUUGACAUUUUGUCGCAUUGGGGGUUUUUAAUUUUAAUAUCUCCCCACACUUGGGGCAGCUAUUUGUGGAGUCGACGCCUUGUAGAUAUGCCAGCUAGCUCAAAUGCUGCGGGAUACCUUGUUUCAGAGGAAUGGAAUGAAUCGUUAAAAAUUUAAAAAAAUACUUAUUUCAGUUAGAAUUUAACUAUAAUGUUAAUAUAAUUACUGGAAGUCACAAAAGUUAUGAAUUUUUGUGAGCUCAUUACCUAAGAUUGUAAUAAUAUAAAAAUUUGUUGAAUAAAAGUCUAAAGACGUUAAAGGGCCGUAGCUCGGUCACGCCAAGUCAUACACAAAUUGUUCUUUAAUUUUCCUGUGCAAUCAGAAGUGACCAAAGUCCUU
This is a messenger RNA of Gryllus bimaculatus (two-spotted cricket), 3749 nucleotides long. Lineage: Eukaryota; Metazoa; Arthropoda; Insecta; Orthoptera; Gryllidae. The record is from the annotation of a GenBank genome assembly.